AUGUUACGUCGUCUAUUAUCUACUUCACCGUCGAGUAGUCGGCUCAAACCCACUAUUCGUCAACUCCUCGCUCGCUCAGUCAGAGACGGCCAGUUUGAUGGCCAAAGCGUGCAAGUGAACGGCUGGGUGAAAUCUAUUCGGCACCAAAAAAGGGUCGCAUUUGCGGUCCUGCAGGAUGGCACGUCGGCCGAUUCGCUACAGGCCGUGUUCACGAACCCAGCUUUAGCGGCAUCGUUGACGAACGGAUGUAGCGUCAGUGUCAAGGGAAAACUGCAGCACAGUCCCGGGAAAGGGCAAGAUACAGAACUGAGCGUUGAAGAGAUUCAGAUCCUUGGUCCGUGUGACUCAGCCGAAUAUCCAAUUCAGAAGCAGGCUCUACCUGUCGAAUAUCUGAGAGACCAUGCACAUCUCCGAACGCGCACCGCUCAUGCAGCGGCAGUCAUGCGGCUACGGGAUCAGACUAUGAGGUCUCUUCAUCAAUAUUUCGAGGCAAAUGACUUCUCUUAUGUUCAUACGCCCAUUAUCACCUCCAACGAUGCGGAAGGUGCAGGCGAGACUUUCAGAGUAGCACCUCCUUCAUCGGACUCGGUAUCUGCUGCGGCCAUACCCGGCACCGACACUCUUGCAAAAGACGUAGAAUUCUUCGGGCAACCGUCAUUUCUCACUGUUUCCUCUCAAUUACACCUCGAAGCCCUCGCAAACUCCCUCUCCCGUGUAUGGACGCUCUCACCUUGCUUCCGUGCCGAACGUUCUCAAACCAACCGACAUCUGGCCGAGUUUUGGAUGAUGGAGGCCGAGCUCGCUUUCGUGGACUCCGUGCAAGGCGUGUGUGACGUCAUUCAAGAUUCCCUUCAAGAGGUACUGCGAGAUGGGUUCGAUUCUCGAGACCGCGGCCUUUUGUGGAAGGAUGGAGACGAGAAAAAGUUGCGGCUCCUCGAGGAAGCGACAGAGAAGCGAGUAUGGCCUCUGCUGACCUACACGGAUGCUAUCAAGGAGUUGGAGACCCAGCAUGCGAAGACAGGAGAAUUCAGGUUCCUACCGAAAUGGGGUAAAUCCCUCCAAUCCGAGCACGAACGCUGGCUAGCCGAGACGCUCGUCAAAGGUCCCGUUUUCGUGACCGAUUAUCCACGCUCUAUCAAACCCUUUUAUAUGCGCCACAAUUCUGACGAGAAGACUGUCGCCUGCUUCGACCUUCUUAUACCCUAUCUGGGCGAAUUGGCGGGAGGGUCCUUGAGGGAAGAGAGGCUGGACGUGCUGGAGAAGGAGUUCAAAGAGAGAAGAAUGGAUCGGGAUGUUUAUGAGUGGUAUAUGGAGUUGAGGAAGUUCGGAGGGGCACCGCAUGGUGGAUUUGGUGUUGGCUUUGAGAGGUUGAUCAGCUGGAUCGGUGGCAUCGACAACGUGAGAGAGUGCAUAGCGAUGCCGAGAUGGUCGGGCAGAAUGAUAUUAUAG
Molecule: messenger RNA, 1449 nt
Organism: Stereum hirsutum FP-91666 SS1
Lineage: Eukaryota; Fungi; Basidiomycota; Agaricomycetes; Russulales; Stereaceae
Product: asparaginyl-tRNA synthetase
Exons: 4
Coding region: 1-1449 (482 amino acids)
Biological process (GO): asparaginyl-tRNA aminoacylation
Cellular component (GO): mitochondrion
Molecular function (GO): nucleic acid binding; asparagine-tRNA ligase activity; ATP binding
Source: RefSeq, a predicted model, not a curated record